AUGAUAAAUUUUCCGCUGGAAACUAUAAACAAAUACGAUGGGUACAAUAUUCGUUUUGAAGAGUGGGUGCCUCAAUUGAAUGUCCUUGCUCAUGAGUCAGUAAAAUUGUUUGUUACACAUGGCGGAAUGGAAAGUAUUCAUGAAGUACUUUAUGUGGGUAAACCAUCUAUUAUCGUACCAUUCUUUGGUGACCAGCAUGCAAAAGCUGUUUUGAGUCGGGAUCGAGGUCUUGGAGAUUUUUUAAACAAGAACACAAUGACUUCUAUAGAUAUUUGUAAAAAAGUACACAAUCUUAUUAUCGACUACGGAAAUCGCUCUUCAGAGCUCUACCAUAAUUUUUAUAAAAUGAGUCGAAUUGUUAAUUAUAAUCUCAACAGCUAUAAAGAGAUUUAUAAUGUGCUGGAAAUGGAAAUGGAAAAUGGAUCACAACAUCUGAUUCCACCUUCUGUUUCAUGGAUUGUUGCGAAUGAUGCAGACCUUUGGGCAACUAUUUUCGCAAUAAUAUCGAUCUCGGUUUAUGCCAUAUGGUUUGCAUACAAGAAAUUAUGUAGCAAACAAAAAGAAAAAGUAAAAACUAACUAA
This is a messenger RNA of Rotaria socialis, 582 nucleotides long. The record is from the annotation of a GenBank genome assembly. Lineage: Eukaryota; Metazoa; Rotifera; Eurotatoria; Philodinida; Philodinidae.